AAGAAGAAGAAAAGCAGGAUGCGGAAGUAAACAAUCUUCGGCUGACGUGGAGCAGAAAGAAGUGGAGCUAAUACAACUAAUCUGAUUUAUACAACAUAUACUCGACAUUUUGUUGCUCUGAACACAGCUAGGAAGCGUAUCGAGUCGUAGUCGAUUGGACGACUCCUCCUCCCGUCCCGCAGCGAAAUGUCGUCGGUCGCAGCGGACACCAGCCGCCCGUUCGCCGGCCUGGCGUCGGUGUCGGUGCCGGAGGACAUCCCCGUGGAGGGCGACAUCACUGUCCCUGUGGCGGACUCGUCGUCCUCCUUCGGCGGCGGGCGCGACGACGACGAGCUGUCGACGCUGGACGAGCCGGUGAAAGAGACAAUCCUCCGGGACCUGCGCGCCGUCGCCAAGAAGUUCGUGCACGUCCUGUACCCCAAGCAGAGUUCGGAGCUGCUGCGAGACUGGGACCUGUGGGGCCCGCUGCUGCUAUGCGUCACCCUGGCGCUGCUCCUGCAGGGCGGCGCCGCCGCUGCCCAGCCCGGCGACCAGGGGGGUCCGCAGUUCGCAGAGGUGUUCGUCAUCGUGUGGUUCGGCUCCAUCAUCAUCACGCUCAACUCCAAGCUCCUGGGCGGCACCAUCUCCUUCUUCCAGAGUCUGUGCGUACUGGGCUACUGCAUCCUGCCGCUGACGGCGGCCAUGGUGGUGUGCCGCUUGGUCCUGUUGGGCGGCGCCGGCGCCGUCAGCUUCGCCGUGCGUCUGGCCGUGGUGGCGCCGUCCUUCGGCUGGUCCACCUUCGCCUCCACCGCCUUCCUGGCCGGCAGCCAGCCGCCCAAGCGCAAGGGUCUGGUGGUCUACCCCGUCUUCCUCUUCUACUUUGUCAUCGGUUGGAUGAUCCUCACGUUCUCGCCGGCGCAGUAGAAGAACGAGCGGCAGGUUGGCCAAAGGAGAAAAAGUGGAUUAUUUAUUGGAAAGGGUUCUUACUAAAUGUGUUACUCACAAAAACCUCCUGGUGUUGGGCUUUGUCAAAUUGAGAAAGAUAACCUCCAGACAACCAUUCAUCAAAAACAGAUAUUCCCCCCUUUUUGGGGGCAGUGACCCCAAAUCAAACUUGAAUGUUCAGCCAAUUGCACGGCACAUGUAGACAAGUAUUCGCAAUCACAUUCGCACCUACAGACAAUUUAGUCUUCAAUGAAGCUAACAUGAGUUUCUCGGGAAUGUGGGAGCAGGCCCGGGAAACUCGGACAAGCAUUCAAAUUCCACACAGGAAGGUCGGAGUACUCAAGAAAAGUCCAGAAAGGGCGGGAACGUUCAAGUAGGGCUGCACGAAUACGCUAGCCGGUUGACAGCCAGCAGAUCCUUCACUCUCAUUGGCUCAGGCCCACGUCACUCGCCAGGCCAGGGCCCGCCUUUUAAAGCCACACCACUCAAAAGUCACAGAUACUACUGUCAAACGUGCACAUUAUUGUGAUUAAUAAUGCAAAAUAAAUUUCUGUCCGAUUCAUCUACAAUCUAAAAUUGGACAUUCGAAUGCGAUUUUAACACAAGGCCAAAUUAAAUUCAUCUGUAAAGGUCAUAGUGCAUUUUAGUUUCAUCCCAAAGCCCAAUACGACAAAUGUUUUGUGAGGAGUGUGUGUGUGUUUUAUUGUAAUUUUAUUUUUUUUGUUACAGUGAAGACAAACACCCACUGGAAGACGACAAGACUUGUGUUUGUCUCGCAGAAAAUGACAAUUUGCCCUUUGUCCUUUACUUUUUUUCACAACACAACAGCAAAUAAAUAACCUUUUCGAAGCGUUUCUUACAGAAAAGAAGACCGUGUAAAUAUGAGGACUUAUCGGGCGACAAAACCGUUUUCAGAUCAGUUAGCAGCGUGUUUGUGUGAAAGGAUGUCGAAUCUGUUUCACGUGUGGUGACGGGAAUGUUGUCUGUUUUUUU
Molecule: messenger RNA, 1917 nt
Organism: Phycodurus eques (leafy seadragon)
Lineage: Eukaryota; Metazoa; Chordata; Actinopteri; Syngnathiformes; Syngnathidae
Gene: yipf6
Product: Yip1 domain family, member 6
Exons: 2
Coding region: 187-903 (238 amino acids)
Biological process (GO): endoplasmic reticulum to Golgi vesicle-mediated transport
Cellular component (GO): membrane; trans-Golgi network
Source: RefSeq, a predicted model, not a curated record